AUGUUUUCUGCCCGCCAAGAUGCUCCGUCCCCGGUGGAUAGGUACGCAUGCCCAGACGCCGCCGAGACCGCCCAGAGUGCGAUCCCCGAAUCAAAAACCAUAUUAGGCUCUUGGCCAGCGGGACCCCCCGACACAGAAGACAGCCACAAAAAAGCUGGUUUUGACCAAUUGAAAAUUGACAAUCGAGCACGUUGCUCAAUUAACUGGUUCUGA
Pyricularia grisea is the source of this 213-nucleotide messenger RNA. RefSeq lists its product as uncharacterized. Bases 1 to 213 code for a protein of 70 amino acids. The record is from RefSeq and is a predicted model, not a curated record. The transcript has a single exon. NCBI's taxonomy places the organism in Eukaryota, Fungi, Ascomycota, Sordariomycetes, Magnaporthales, Pyriculariaceae.